AUGUCGAAUACACUGGUCACCACGAGAGGACUGGUUAUAGCUCCCAGAACGAAGCCCCAUGGGGGUCCUUCUCCUAUAGCGAUUGCCGCGUCGCCGCAGUCGCUGGCCGGUUCUCCGCCAUCUACACAAGUUUCACAAAUUCAAACUUCCAAAGAGUGGGUGCUUCCUCCACGUCCCAAACCGGGCCGAAAGCCUAGCGUAGACACUCCGGCGUCGAAAAGAAAAGCUCAAAACCGAGCUGCUCAGCGUGCUUUUAGAGAAAGACGAGCAACCAGAGUUCAAGAAUUAGAGGAAAAACUCGCCGAGGUGGAGAAGGAGAGAGACGUCAAGGAGAUGGGGUUGGUCAACACGAUAAACAAGCUCAAAGUCGAGAACCAGUUUCUCCUAAAAAGCUUGGAACAAUUGCGGUCCGAGGUAGCAGGCAUCAGGAAUGCUCGUUCUCCAACCAACCCUUCUCCGUCCUCGUCGACUUACUCUGUGCAACAAAUAUCGCCGGCACCUUCUGCGGAUUCGCCGCCAAAUUUCAGCUAUAAAAAGACUAUUCAACCUGCUCCAAUUUCGAGCAAUCCAACCGCAAUUAAACCCCGAGCUUCCAGCGAUUUUGACUGCGGUGUCUGUAUCAAGGAUGAGUGUUUGUGUGAAGAUGUGGGAUUGAGAGCUAAGAGCUCGCUGUCGACGUUGAACGACUUGGUGGAAACUUUCCAGCCUGUUGCCGCUGUUCCAUUGAAGCGGAAGUCAAGCUUGGAAAUCGACUUUACGACGCAGUUUGGCACUUCAAAGCGUAAACCGUUACCAGACUUUAAAAAGUUGAAAAAAUCAAAACGGGAGGUUGUGGUUCAGGAUCCAGCUCCGAAGAAAAUGUUUGAUGAGGGUUCUCCAGUCGACAAUUGUGGGUUUUGUACCGAUGAUACACCCUGUGUUUGCCGAGAAGCAGCGAAAGAAGCAGCAAAAAUAUCACGUUCUAUGGAGGCUCACAUCGAAGAGGACGAAGAAGAUGAAGAGGAAGACGAUGAAGUCACCAAAAUGCUUCCUCCAAUUCAAAACUCUUCCAUUCGCAAAACUUCGCUUCCAGUAAUGCACCCCGGACCCAGCGUGGAAAUUCGAGACAUAACCAACUUGAAUACCGGCGCCGUGCCGCCAGUAACUGCUGAACCAAAGAAACUGAGUGGGUGUACAGGCAACCCUGGAACCUGCGAGCAGUGCCAGAUGGACCCAUUAUCUACGUUAUUCUGUUCUACUGUUGCAAAUAAGGCCAAUGAGUCGAACGAAAGGUCCAGCGAUAGAAGCAGCAGCGACCGUUCACCAUCCAGAACAUCGCUUCCACGAACCGACUCAAGGUCUAAUAUCCCAAUGGCAUUAACAUCGGCACCCACCACUCCAGGAACCCCAGGAACGCCAGGUGUGACGGGCGCAAAUGGAAUCUUCAUUCCGUGCGCCGACGCAUAUAAGACGCUUUCACGUCAUAAGCAAUUCAACUCGGUGGACUUUAGUACUCUUGUGGGAAAACUCACAACACGAGGGAUGCAAGUUGAAGUGCAGUCUGUCGCCAAUGUGCUUCGGGAACUAGACAGGAGGGUAUAUAACUAG
Meyerozyma guilliermondii ATCC 6260 is the source of this 1587-nucleotide messenger RNA. It is a transcript of the gene HAP43, whose product is annotated as Hap43p. Gene Ontology annotation, molecular function: transcription cis-regulatory region binding; DNA-binding transcription activator activity, RNA polymerase II-specific. Gene Ontology annotation, cellular component: RNA polymerase II transcription regulator complex; nucleus. The transcript has a single exon. Bases 1 to 1587 code for a protein of 528 amino acids. NCBI's taxonomy places the organism in Eukaryota, Fungi, Ascomycota, Pichiomycetes, Serinales, Debaryomycetaceae. The record is from RefSeq and is a predicted model, not a curated record.